Messenger RNA from Hydractinia symbiolongicarpus, 1796 nucleotides. RefSeq names its product von Willebrand factor D and EGF domain-containing protein-like. The transcript has 8 exons. The record is from RefSeq and is a predicted model, not a curated record. The coding region runs from base 1 to 1494 and encodes 497 amino acids. Lineage: Eukaryota; Metazoa; Cnidaria; Hydrozoa; Anthoathecata; Hydractiniidae. Gene Ontology annotation, cellular component: extracellular matrix.
AUGUUAACUAUUAACUGUAAAGUUCAAACAUGGUUUAAAAACACUUCAUCCAUUAGAAGUCGUUUUAUCGAAAGUGAUGCGUAUAUAGCUGGUAUAAAGAUUACCCCCAAUAAACUAUCAAUUACGGAAGGUGGCAGACCAGUCAACGUUACAGUUCAAGUCACAGCACCAAUCAUUUGUGCAGAUCGGACUCGUGCUUGUUAUGUUGAAAUAGGAUUUAGUCAAUCGCACCGUGAUAUAUUUUUAAGCCGAUGUGUGUUAAAGUUUAGAUCAAAUCAGACUAAUACGCAAUAUUUGACACUGAGAACUAAGGAUGAUUUUGUAAACGGUAUAAAUAAAAGUGUUAUAGUUUCGCCAGUAUUACAGAAAGUGAUGAAUACCUAUGAUUGGAAUUGCUAUCAAAGUAAACCUAUUCAAGUUGAAACUAAGAACGUUUCUCCUGGUUACUGCACUGUAACUGGUGAUCCUUAUGUUACAACAUUUGAUCGUAUAUGGUAUGCCUUCUUCAAUGAUGGAGACUUUGUUCUUGUCCAAAGUACGAAGAACAACUUUAAGGUUCAAAUACGCUUGUUUAAAUGUGUCAACGAAGUAACUUGCGCAUGCGCUGUAAUAGCGCAAGAAAAUGAUGACAUCUUAGGAUUCAACAUGUGUAAUAGAACGUCACCAAGAACCAUCUUUAAAAGUGGACAUUUAAGUCCAGGCACGAGACCAAAUAUAGUGAGAGGAACUAAUAGAUAUUUUCUUAAAUUUGCAUCUGGGGUACGGAUUAAUUUUGACGUUGAAAAAAGACCUGGAAGAAAGUAUCCAUUUGCUAAUAUAGCUGUUCAUCUUCCACCGCAAUAUUAUCGAACAACCGUCGGUUUGUGUGGUACCUACGAUGGAGAUAGUAACAAUGACAUGAUUUCAAGGGAUGGCACCAAAAUUUCAAAUGAAAAAACUUGGCCUGCUGAAUCUAAGUUUGUGAAUAGCUGGAAAUUACGAAACAAAACAAGUUUAUUCUUCUUGAGACCUGCCAACAGAAGAUGCCGUAGGGCACCUCCAAGGACAAGUGAAGAUACAUUAUGUAAUUGUGAAAAAAGAGGAAGCGACAUAUCCGAAAGUUGCACCUAUGAAAAUGUCGUAGUUCCGCCAUCAUUUACACAAGACGACUAUCAAACGUUUAUUUCCGCCGCUUUUUUAAAAUGUCAAACAAGAAAGCGUCGAACUACACCAAAUAAUAACGUAAUCAUUGUACCUGACGAAGAUGAUGAAUCAUUAUAUGAUUACGAUCCUCCGGAUUCUGUUUUUAUUGCUCCAAAAUGGCCUACACCGACUGGAAAAAUAGAAAAGGAUGUUGAGCAGAAAUGUAUGAGUGGUAUUCUAAAUUCAACGACUGGCAGCACGUGUUCAAAAUUAUUGAAGAAAGAUUUUGAUUUAAAUGCUUUUAAAAACGAAUGUAUAUCAGACGUGCAGGUUAGAAGACAUUUAAACUACUUAUUUGUCAUUUCUAUAUAGCCUAAUAUUUGCCAUUUGUAAAGCAUCACAUGGGAAAUUAUAAAAUGCUAAAAAAACAGGCAGGUACAAAAACUUAGCCAUUCCAUCUACGCAUAAAAAAUGCAGCUCAGAGAUACAUAAUAUAGAAUUCAAAAGCGCAUAUAGAGAAUUUAAACAAAUAAGAUUUACUGUUUUUGGCAAACAACGUGUUUCCCCAUGGCUCACUGUAGAUGGGUUAAACCCAUUGUUUGUUUUCCUCAGAAGCAUUAAGGACUAUUUGGUCUCGUACAGCAACUGUUGAGAGAAGGCGGUUCUACUGUAAU